AUGGCACGCAGCAUUCCCCGCGCCUCCAGCGCUUCCGAGGAUGAAGGCGAUCAAGUCCUUCCCGAAGCUUUGGCAACGGGACGAUCCAAGCGCUCCACGGCGGGCAAUCGGUGAGCUACAGCGUGUAGUGCUGCGUGCUUCUACUCGUGAGCUCACAAGUUCUGACAUUUGGUGUUGCGCUCAGCAUGCGAGCGCUUUUGGACCAGGAGUUUGAGGAGGAGGAAGGCUUCUCGGGCAAUGAAGAUGAUGUAGAGUUCGAAGAAAAGCUGGAUGAGGUGGACAUUAUAGACUCAGACUUUGACAAGUCGAGCUCUAACGAGGAUGCUGGCUCGGAAGAUGACGAGGAAGGGGAGAGACAAUUGUUGGAGGAGGAGAACGCUGCUGCGAAGAGGAGCAAGGUGAGCGCGCUCUUUAGAAAUUCGUGGGCUAAAACCACGACGUGAGUGGAGGGUGGCAGAGUGAGCGCACUAGCCAACUCAAUGCCACGCUCGACUUUAUCCUUCUCACAGUCCAGCAAGGGGAAGGCCGGAUCAAGCCGAGGAGGGGCGAGACCUGCGCCGCCUGCCAUCGCCGCGUUUCGUCCUUCCAACGGCAAGCCUCCUCCGUCUGCCUUGAUGUCGGCCGAUCAGCAGGAUGAAGGGCAAAUUGAGUCAAGGGCUUCCAAGCGCAUCUCAUUCGCCCCCGUGCCUCCUGAUGGAGAAGCGAGUGGUCCAUCUUCCAGCGGCCCGAGAGGACUUUCUGCUUCAGGCUCGCAAAGAUCCAGCAAUCGUCGAGCCACGAUGCGGGUAGCUGCGGAAGUGCAACAGCGAUUAAAAAGCGAGCAGGCUAAAAGGGCAUCGCAGCCUGUGAGACAAGCGCCGCGCAAGCGUGCACGAUUGACGCAAGAUGCGUUGAUUGCACAAGCUUUGGAGGUGGAAGAUGUGAAUCGAGAGUCUUUGAGAAAGUUUUUGGACCAGGAAGAAGAGAGGAGAGCUAGGGAUAGGAGACUGGUACCGAAGACGAUCGAGGGGCCGUAUGUCAGAUGGCACUCCAUCUCGAUGGCGGAAGGUCACCAACCCUCCAUUAUCGUCAUCGAGCCAACAAUGGCAUCUAGCAAAAGCGAAAAUCAUACGUCGGCCUUGUCGGCGCUUCGUCUGCCUCUGACCCAGGAUCCUGUCUUUGCAGAUCGAGCGGCUCGGGCAGCAGACAUGUUCAGCACAUCGAAAGGUCAAACGGCAGGACAGUCGGCUGACAGGGCCGGUCAGCCGACCAAGAAGUUCUCUCGCACUCUGCUCUCCUUGCGGGGAUUGCCGGAAGAGUCCACUUGGGUGGACGAAUUUCGACUCUUGUUGGGCGAUCAUUGCCAAUGGGACGCUUUGCCCGUGGUACCAGCUCGAAAUCGACCACUUAGGCCUCGUCAAAGCACUUGUCCAAUUACAGGCCUACCAGCCGUCUACAGAGACCCGAGAACGGGCACACCGUUCGCGACGUGCGAAGCGUACGAAGUCAUUGGUCAGCUGCUUAAUCAGAGAUAUGCGUGGACAGGAGUAGGCACGAGGGAACGACAGACGAGCUCUGGAAGCGGAGCGGCGCAUGAAGCGUUUGCGAUGGGAUGCUACGUAAAUGCGCUCGAUGACGAAGGUGCAGACGGCUCAUUCAGGCGAGCUGCGGAGGCAGCAGGAAGACCCAUUGUCACGGCAGUGGACCACCCAUCAACCAACGCAAGCGCGCAGAUGCUCGGCGGUGCAAGCGCAAGCACAAGCACGAUCGACAGCAGAGCUCCAUCGCAAGCGCAAGCCCAAUCACGCGCGACCGGCCUGCGCGAGGAUGAGAGUGCAAGCCCGGCUAGCAAGAGUGCGCCGCGUAAACCUCAUCGCCGUGCGCCUACUUGGACGAUCGUCAAGGACGACCAAGCACCAGCACCAGGGGACGAGUUAUCCGUGUUAGCUGCUGCGCAAGCUGUGAGUAUAGCCCUCUCUUUCUCCUCGCGGUCAGCGAAUUGUCGAUGGAUGACUGACUAGUCGACGCUUUGUUGCUGUUGCGAAUCAUGCACAACGCUGUCAUUAGCUACCCGAAGGCUCUACGCGCUCAGGUGGAAGACGCGUCCAUUCGGCGCCCCGUUCCUCAGCAUCAGCUCAUUCAUGA
Messenger RNA from Ceraceosorus bombacis, 2124 nucleotides. The record is from the annotation of a GenBank genome assembly. Lineage: Eukaryota; Fungi; Basidiomycota; Exobasidiomycetes; Ceraceosorales; Ceraceosoraceae.